CCUGGGCAGAGCUGAACUUUCCGGAGCCGCCGCGCAGCGCCCCGCCUCCUGCGUCCCGGGGCGGUCUCUGUCGCCAGAGGAGCCAGGCCGGGGUCGGGGCGGGGACAGGGCGGGGACACGGCUGCCUCCAGCACGCCGCGCGCUGGGCGCUCAGAGCCUCGGACGCGGCGGGAGCUCAGUUAGAGCCAUCUCCCGCGCCCCGAGGUUGCUCCUCUCCGAAGUCUCCCGCGGCCCAAGUUCUCCGCGCCCCGAGGUCUCCGCGGCCCGAGGUCUCCGCCCGCACCAUGAGGCUGGGCAGUCCCGGACUGCUCUUCCUGCUCUUCAGCAGCCUUCGAGCCGAUACUCAGGAGAAGGAAGUCAGAGCGAUGGUAGGCAGCGACGUGGAGCUCAGCUGCGCUUGCCCUGAAGGAAGCCGUUUUGAUUUAAAUGACGUUUACGUAUAUUGGCAAACCAGUGAGUCGAAAACCGUGGUGACCUACCACAUCCCGCAGAACAGCUCCUUGGAAAACGUGGACAGCCGCUACCGGAACCGAGCCCUGAUGUCACCAGCCGGCAUGCGGCGGGGCGACUUCUCCCUGCGCUUGUUCAACGUCACCCCCCAGGACGAGCAGAAAUUUCACUGCUUGGUGUUGAGCCAAUCUCUGGGAUUCCAGGAGGUUUUGAGCGUUGUGGUCACACUGCACGUGGCAGCAAACUUCAGCGUGCCCGUCGUCAGUGCCCCCAACAGCCCCUCCCAGGAUGAGCUCACCUUCACAUGUACAUCCAUAAACGGCUACCCCAGGCCCAACGUGUACUGGAUCAAUAAGACGGACAACAGCCUGCUGGACCAGGCUCUGCAGAAUGACACCGUCUUCUUGAACACACGGGGCCUGUACGACGUGGUCAGCGUGCUGAAGAUCGCGUGGACCCCCAGCGUGAACAUUGGCUGCUGCAUAGAGAACGUGCUUCUGCAGCAGAACCUGACUGUCGGCAGCCAGACAGGAAAUGACAUCGGAGAGAGAGACAAGAUCACGGAGAAUCCAGUCAGUACCGGCGAGAAGCACGUGGCCACGUGGAGCAUCCUGGCUGUCCCGUGCCUGCUUGUGGCCGUGGCGGUGGCCAUAGUCUUGGUGCUCAGGGGCCGAUGGCUCCAAGGCAGCUAUGCAGGUGUCUGGGCUGUGAGGCCGGAGCCAGAGCUCACUGGUCAUGUUUGACCCAGAGCUCACUGCCCGGAGCGUGGACAGGGCUUCUGUGAGACGCCACCAUGAGAGGCCAGGUGGCAGCUUGAGAAUGGACUCUCAGACUGCAGGGGAACACUUGGGGCAGCCCCCAGAAGGACCACAGCUGGAUCCCAGGGAGAACCUGCUGGCAUUGGCUGUGAUCCUGGAAUGAAGCCCUUUCAAAAGCGUCAUCCGCACCAAAGGCGAAUGUCCCCAAGUGAGUGGGCUCCCUGCCGUCACUGCCAGUCACCCACAGGAAGGGACUGGUGAUGGGCUGUCUCCACCCGGAGCGUGCAGGAUUCAGCACCAGGCUCUUCCCAGUACCCCAGACCCACUGUGGGUCUUCCCGUGGGAUGCGGGAUCCUGAGACUGAAGGGUGUUUGGUUUAAAAAGAAGACUGGGCGUCUGCUCUUCCAGGACGGCCUCUGUGCUGCUGGGGUCAUGCAAGGCUGUUUGCAGGGACACGGUCACAGGAGCUCUUCUGCCCUGGACGCUCCCAACUUGCCUCCCACCCGGAGGCCACAGGACCAACGCAUGUGUGUGCCCACAAGUGUAGACAGCCGUCCACACUGAGGAGCCCCCGAAGUCCCCACUGGGCUUCAAUGUCCUCUGCCACAUUCCCUGGGAGGAACAAUGUCCCUCGGCUGUUCUGGUGAAAAGUCGAGCCGCCGUUGGAAGAGGCAUGGGUGGAGUUUGCCAGAAGAAAGGCGGUGCCAGGGCCUUGUUUGGCCAGCUGCAGAGGCUGCCAGGGCUCUUGGCUCUGCAGCGAGAAAGACACAGCCCAAGAGGGCUGGAGACACCCAUGUCCAGCAGUCGCAGGCCUGGCAACACGGUCCCCAGAGUCCUGAGCAGCAGUCAGGUGCAUGGAGAGGGUAUCACCUGGUAGCCACGGUCCCCCUUCUCACCUCAGCAAUGAUCCCCAAAGUGAGAGGUGGCUCCCCCGGCCCCCACCACCCUCAGCAGCCCCACCCCACUCAACCCUGAGGGUCCCCAGGGUCCAGAUGAAGACCUCCGACCCCAGCGCCAGGCUCCUCAGAGCCCAACAGUCCCAAGGGGGCAGGAGACGGGGUGGCCCAGUGCUGAGGGGUACAGCCCUGGGCCCUGACCAGCCCUGGCACCUGCCAUGCUGGUGCCCAGAAUGAAUCAGCUGCUGACUGUCUCCAGAAGGGCUGGAAAGGAUGCUGCCAGGUGACCCGGGGUGUACUUGCCCCAGGGAGAUGGAGUAGACGGCCUGGCCUGGCCCUCGGGACACACUGUCUGCCCCAGGGCUAUGGGCAAACGUCCCUCCUUGUUACUUCCCAGAGUCCCCUGACAUUCCCAGGGUCAGCCAGGACCUGUUAUAGCCUGGUCACUUGGAACUGACAGCUGUGAGAGGCCUGCACUUCUCAGACCCAGACUUAGAACAAAAGGAGGAGUGAGGACUCAUGGUUACAAUGAGGUUCCAGUACUUGUUACAAGAAAUUGGUUUUCUACAAAAACAGUCCCUACCUGGGCCUUUAAGUGAAUGUGGGAUCCACUCCCGCUUUUAACAUGAAAGCAUUAGAAGAUGUGUGGUGUCUAUAAAA
Symphalangus syndactylus (siamang) is the source of this 2764-nucleotide messenger RNA. RefSeq names its product inducible T cell costimulator ligand (gene ICOSLG). Gene Ontology annotation, biological process: regulation of cytokine production; T cell receptor signaling pathway. Gene Ontology annotation, molecular function: signaling receptor binding. Lineage: Eukaryota; Metazoa; Chordata; Mammalia; Primates; Hylobatidae. The record is from RefSeq and is a predicted model, not a curated record. Gene Ontology annotation, cellular component: external side of plasma membrane.